This is a messenger RNA of Danaus chrysippus (African queen), 504 nucleotides long. The record is from the annotation of a GenBank genome assembly. Lineage: Eukaryota; Metazoa; Arthropoda; Insecta; Lepidoptera; Nymphalidae.
AUGGUGUACUGCCAAAACCUCGACCUACAUACCAUAACGCAGACUCAGAAGCUACCCCUAACACAUUUGGACGCGAUGUUACUGCGGCCGAUUCAGGCAGCACCAGAAGGCACUCCCGGCGGUCUUGCCCCAGCGGAGCCUCAAACGGGUCCUGAUGGUGAAAUCAUCGGAGGACCUCGUACUCCUCAACAGAUUGCUGCGCAAAGGAGGCUACAACAGACCCAGGCGCAAGUCGAUGAAGUUGUGGAUAUUAUGAAAGCUAACGUCGAGAAGGUAUUAGACAGAGAUGCCAAACUAUCAGAACUUGAUGAUAGAGCAGACGCGCUUCAGCAAGGCGCAUCGCAGUUUGAACAGCAAGCUAAGAGUUUGAAGAACAAAUUUUGGCUUCAAAAUCUUAAGGAUACUAGUUGUAAGCUUAAACCACGUGUUAAUGAAGCCCAGAUGAGGUUCUGUAGUGCUAGAGGCUUCGUGGCGUAUGUUGUGCUUACGGCUGUUUGCAGGUGA